This is a messenger RNA of Pseudophryne corroboree (corroboree frog), 2511 nucleotides long. RefSeq names its product PX domain containing 1 (gene PXDC1). Bases 896 to 1591 code for a protein of 231 amino acids. The record is from RefSeq and is a predicted model, not a curated record. Gene Ontology annotation, molecular function: phosphatidylinositol binding. The transcript is spliced from 5 exons. NCBI's taxonomy places the organism in Eukaryota, Metazoa, Chordata, Amphibia, Anura, Myobatrachidae.
AUUCCUGGCACUAUAGAGCCAGCCCCAAUUUCUCUGACAGCGGAUACAUAACUGCGAAGUUAGUGAAGAGCCCCAGCCUCCGUCUUCCUCCCAGCCGGGGCUGUGCUGCUGCUGCGGCGUGUGUGUGGGAGAGAGGGAGGUCCUCAGGAUACUGCUCAUCAUCAGUAACACAAGACAUCCACAGGCAGCAGCCGAGGGCUGGGAAACUAAAAGUUGGAGCGGACACGUAGCCUGCUGCCAUCGCCCUGACCCUGACAGCAGCAGCCUGGCCCCGGGCAUCCCUCCCCGCUGAUCGCCUGUGUGCGAAGCCUCCAGCUCAGUGCUCUUUGCUGCUCACCGAUCUCUCAGAUGACAGAUUUAAACACUUUCUAGAUGCAAUUAGCCGCUGCGCAGCCUCCAGCGGAUCCCGGUAUCGGUGACGCUGACAUUCCUCUACUCCUGGAGGUAAUUGUGCAGCUAUAUUUAUUAAGGUGAGGUGUACAGUAUAUCGCCGGACGGCUGAGAUAGCGGCGCACAGAGCCCAGGGGUCUCUCUUCCAGCCGCACUGCUGCUGGGAUGAUCAGGGAGGAGGAAGCAGCAGAUGGAAGUUCUUAGAGUACUUGGCAGUAGCAGCCGGGCGCGGGGAACCAGAGCCCCCUGAUAACAGCGCUGCCCGUGCCGCUGGCAUAGAUGUGCGCCCGGAUCGCCUUACUGCACCAUUUGAUAGGUUCUGGCACAGUGUCAGGCGUCUGAGACGGCCCGGGAAGUCGGUCACAUCUGCCCACAGCAGCUCCCUGGGGUAUCGCGUUACACCCGUAAAGGAAUCUCCAUCAGACCGUGGCCCAGUUUUGGAAAGAGCCGAGAACGCUGUGGCUCCUGUUGGGAUGUGGGUGCCAGGGUCUGCAGCGGGCUGAGGAUGGCAUCGGCCGUGUUUGAGGGCACCUCCCUGGUGAACAUGUUUGUUAGGGACUGCUGGGUGAACGGGAUCAGAAGACUCAUCAUAAACCGGAGAGGGGACGAGGAGGAGUUCUUUGAGAUCAGGACUGAGUGGUCAGACAGGAAUAUAUUGUAUCUGCACAGAAGUUACUCCGACUUGGGGCGACUUUUUAAGAAGUUGCUGGAAACCUUUCCGGAGGAUCGUGGGGAGCUGUCACAGUCAUCUCUCCUGGAAGGACUUAUCACAAUCAAAGAAGCUCAUGAAAUAGAGGCAAGACUUAAUGAAGUGGAAAAACUCCUGAAGACUGUCAUAAACAUGCCUUGUAAAUAUUCAAGAUCAGAAGUUGUCCUCACAUUCUUUGAGAGAUCCCCACUGGACCAGGUGUUAAAAAAUGAUAAUGUUCACAAGAUUCAACCAAGCUUUCAAAGCCCUAUAAAGAUAUCUGAAAUUAUGCGAUCCAACGGCUUUUGUUUAGCCAACACAGAAACAAUCGUCAUCGACCACAGCCUUCCACAUGUUAAAGAUCCUGACUUGGAUGUAGAUUCAACGGAUCAUUUAUUUGGAAAUGGAACUGAUUUUUCUCCAGAGGUCGAGGACACUGAUGACCCAACAGCUUAUGUUACUAAUUUGUCCUAUUACCAUCUGGUUCCAUUUGAAACAGACAUUUUAGACUAAAGCUAUCACAAACAUGCCAGGAUUUCUUUACCGUGAAGGUAAAAACUCAUCAGUGCUGCUAUCCCUGUGGCCUUCUAUAAACUAUAGCAACUAGCACAUAGAUCACAGUAAGUAGAAGUACAGCAGAACUUACAACAUGCCUUAAUAUCAAUAAGAGGCAGAAGAAACGCUUUGGAAAGCUUAAAGCAAGUUUGCUGUAAUUAUCCAUACCACAAUACUUUCCUGGCCUGUUACCGCAUGCACCCAGGCCUUUGCGACUAUAGUGCAUGAUCAUGGCUACCGGCUCCUACACGUGUUACCAGAGUAUUGGGGAUCUAGGUACCGGCAGCAAUAAGUAUACUCUUAUUUACCGUAUGUCACAUCCACUAGAGAAAAUGAAGGAUUCCGUGGCGCAGUGUUUCAGUAUUAUGACAGUGUGUUAAGAGCAACAAGUGAAAAAUGUUCAAAAGCUGAACUUGUGCUAGAUUUUUUUUUAAUCUAUGAUAUCGUUGUAAUGAGAAGUUGUAAAGAAGACCAGAGUUUGUUUGCAGUUUCCAAAUGGACAUCAGUAUGUUUAAGACUACGUAUGCCAAAUGUAUGUCAGAUGAGAGCCAGCAUUGCUGGGUAACUGCUUAUGUUGCACACUUGCAGCAUCUACGUUACAAUGUAGGUUCCUGUGCAAUAUUAACCUUUUGGAUUCUUUGUUUUGUAUAGGGAUUUCUGCUGGAAUGGCGUUUCCUUUGGUGGGUGUAGACUUAAUUGCUAAGUUAUAAAUAAAACACACACAACAAAUCUUCCCAAUCUGCAUACUAAUAGGAACUACAUUCUAAUGUAAAUAAUAGUAAAUUAUUGAAAAUCCUAAAUCUUUUAUACAGUACGUUUUAAAAUCUAUUUUAUUGAAAUCCAAAAAAUAUUACUCGCAAUAAAUAUAUUUAAUAUCU